CUUGGAAUUCAAAAGAUUAUUCCAAUUUCCAACUGUGGUUGCCAUUCCACCCAAAUCCUAACUGUCUGCAGAACAGUACUGUAUACUAAGUUUGAAUCUCUCUCUCUCUCUACAUUCUCCUUCUCUCUCUUCUUUUGAAAGAAUGAAAUUUGAAGCACUUUUUUUUUCUUUGAAGUUUUGACUGCUUGAUAUGAAAAAGUACAUGUCAAGUUAACUGGGUCUGUUUUAAAACACUCAUGCCAAAGCCGAAGCCAAAGCCAAAGCCAAAGCCUCAUAGAGAGAGAAGACAGAGAUUGUUUUUAUAUUGUAUGUUGGGAAUGGUGAGGCAGAGAAGAAGAAAACAAAACCAAAGUUUGGGUUUUUGUUAGAAUGGCUAUUUCUAUUUUGUAAGGAUACAGAGGAGAGAGAGAGAGAGGAGAAAGAAAAACAGAGAGAAAUGAACUCUUCUGUGUGAUUUUUUUGUUCUUUUUUUUUCCUUCAUCACACAACGGGACAACCUCAAUACUUACAAAUCACCAUAUCAUUACAGUAAAACAACAAACGACUUCGCCGAAACAUUCCAACCAAAUGGCUUCUUCUUCUUGUUUUGUUGUUUUUCUUCUGGUUUUUACUUCCCUCACCUCCGUUUUCUCAACUUCCAUGCCACCCAAGAACCAAACUUUCCACCCGGCCAAAGAGCUGCAGAAACUAAAGCACAUCAGAGCUUAUUUACGCAAAAUCAACAAGCCUUCAACCAAGACAAUUCGGAGCUCAGAUGGUGAUGUCAUAGACUGUGUGAUUUCCCAUCUCCAGCCUGCUUUUGACCAUCCUGAACUCAAAGGACACACCCCAUUGGAGCCGCCGGAGAGGCCAAGAGGGAACAACUCGACGGAAGGUGUGGCAGAGAGCUUCCAAUUAUGGUCAGAUUCUGGCGAAUUCUGCCCGGAGGGAACUAUUCCGAUAAGAAGAACCAGAGAGACCGACAUUCUUAGAGCAAGCUCUGUUCGCAGAUUUGGAAGAAAACCCAUUAGACGUGUGAGGAGAGAUUCAUCAGGCAAUGGCCACGAGCAUGCCGUGGUGUUUGUAAAUGGAGAACAAUAUUAUGGAGCAAAGGCGAGUUUAAACAUAUGGGCACCACGUGUAACCGACCAAUACGAAUUCAGCUUAUCUCAAAUAUGGGUCAUUUCAGGCUCCUUUGGCAAUGAUUUAAACACCAUUGAAGCUGGAUGGCAGGUUAGCCCUGAGCUGUAUGGCGACAGCAAUCCUAGGUUCUUCACGUAUUGGACGACUGAUGCUUAUCAAGCCACUGGCUGUUACAAUCUACUUUGCUCUGGCUUUGUUCAAACUAACAACAAGAUCGCCAUUGGAGCAGCAAUCUCCCCCAUCUCCUCUUAUAAUGGCAAACAAUUCGAUAUUGGUUUAAUGGUUUGGAAGGACCCGAAGCACGGGCACUGGUGGUUGGAAUACGGGUCAGGUCUGCUAGUCGGAUACUGGCCGGCGUUUCUGUUCAGCCAUUUAAGGAGCCAUGGGAGCAUGGUGCAGUUUGGAGGGGAGAUAGUGAACAGCAGAUCAUCAGGGUUCCACACAGCCACUCAAAUGGGGAGUGGCCAUUUUGCAGAAGAAGGCUUUGGAAAAGCUUCAUAUUUCAGGAACCUCCAAGUGGUUGAUUGGGACAAUAAUUUGCUUCCUCUAACAAAUCUUCAUCUCUUGGCUGACCAUUCUGAUUGCUAUGAUAUAAGACAAGGCAACAAUAAUGUUUGGGGCACUUAUUUUUACUAUGGAGGUCCUGGGAGGAAUGUAAAAUGCCCAUGAAAACAAAAAUUAAGUUGUAAUAAUAUUGAAAAAAGCUUGUAGGAUAGAAUGUAAUGUAUAAUUUUUUUUUUUCCUUUCUCCUGGUUUCACUUUUAUGGUUUGUUUUGUUUUUUUUUUUUUCAUAAUGUUAAUCAUAGAGGAUAUGGAAUUUUGUAACUAUUGGAGUGGAAAUACAAAGAAUUAGAAGGUUGUGGUCUCU
Momordica charantia (bitter melon) is the source of this 1990-nucleotide messenger RNA. RefSeq names its product protein neprosin. The record is from RefSeq and is a predicted model, not a curated record. NCBI's taxonomy places the organism in Eukaryota, Viridiplantae, Streptophyta, Magnoliopsida, Cucurbitales, Cucurbitaceae.